CAGUAACAGCAGCCAACUUUUAUUCUCUAUUAUUUCCUUGUCGUAUUCAAAAACGCAAUAGUCUAUGGAGUAGAACAGCCGACUGCGGAUCGCCGAGACCUCGCGGAGCAUUUUUAUUUCUCAAACAUCAUCAUAAUUUUAACAAAAACAAUAGACCAAAAACGUUUUCAAACCAAAUUUGCUGACCAGAUGCAAAUAACAAUAGAACUUCAUGCCAACUUAACCAUAAUUCAGUUUGAAAAGCAAUAGAACGGACACAGUUAAAACAAUUUAUUUACUUACAUAAAUAUUUAUAAAACACCAAUCUCAACCUGAGUAAACCACAAAAUUAAAAGAUAACUAAAUUCAAAAACAACAAUCCUAAAAUUCUUCGAUAAUCGUCACUUUAACCAAAUGAAACCAACAAACAAAUAUGUGAACAUGACUUGUUUAGUAAUUAUUAAAGUAUUGCAAAAUUGGAAUCAAAAGUACAAAGCUAAAGUAUAUAAGCGAAACGAAACGAACACAUAAUUUUGAUAACGAAAUAAACUGAAAAAACCGAUUCACACAACAAGGGUAUAGAAAAAAUAAAAUUAUUGUGUUUAUAUCUAUCAAUCAGACUGCGAGCCUGCUAAGAACUAAUAAAAAAAAAUAAAUUUAAUGUGAAAAUUACUGCAACAGAAGUUUAACAAAUUUAAAGAGCAAAACAUAAAUGAACCACCCAACAACUAACGUAAAGUCAACCCAUUUUUAUAUACCUACCCAAGCAAAUAAGAAAACCCAUAAUAUCCAUAAUAUCCAUAAGGCCGUUUAUAAUUUACUUUUAUUUUAAUUUUUAUUCUGUAUUCGUUUUGAUAAGAACCAUCCAUUCUCCAGAUCUCUUAUAGAUAUCAGAGUAGAACAAAGUUGCAGGCGAUCAUUGAACUAGGCAAAACAAACUUAGCUUUAGAAAAAUGAAUUAAGAUUUGAUUAAAAGGUCUCCCAAUCGCAAGAUAAUUAUUGUGCGAAGCCCAACGAUCAGCAUCAAAAUACUUUCAUUGUAUGCUUAUCGGAAACACACUGACACCGGAACAGACAGUUUAGAAUACCACAUACCAUAUAGCUAGUAUUUACUCACAUACGAACAUAUACAAACACACGCAUUCCUAGCAGACAGCAAAGUCAAAUAUAGUUAUACACAAACAUAACAUUAAAAUUAUUGGUGUAGUUUCCUAAGGUUCAAUAAAUAUAUAAAAUUAUUAUACUUAAAAUAGUCGAUAAUAUAUAUUGUGUAAUAUUUUCUAGCAGGCUAUCAUUAUAAUUAUUAUGACUAUAGUACUAGACACUUACCGAUAUGGAAAAUGGCGCAGUUGGUAAAGAUACAUUUACUUAAAGCUCUGGAUAUCCAUUGAUCUAAGAAGCAACCACUCAAGAGUAGGUGUUAAGUAGAAUAAGAAAGAAUUAUAUUUAUAAUUUUAUCGAAUCCUAUUUUAUGACAUUCAUUUCAAAACUAUUUAUUUCGGUUAAUACAUAUUGAAAUAUAAACAAUAUAUGAUAUAACAUUCAAUUAAAUUAGUAAAUUAGUAAAAGUCUCCAGCCUCAACUACAAGUGGAAGUGUAAUACUACCUAUAUUCAUAUAUAAAUUUUAAUCAAAUUUAUGAGAAGGAACGAUCAAGAGACAAAGACGAAAAUAAAAAACUUUUGGUGAUAUUCUUGGCCUAAACCCUAACCAAAAGAAUAAUCAAAUUGUGAUGAUAAACAUACUAAAACAACCAAAAAACAAAUAAAAAGAAGCAAAAAUAAACACGAAAAAUAAAGCGAAUGGCAGAAAACGAAAAUUAUGUUAAGAUAAUAGUUUCGCAAGUUUGAAAAAUCUUGAUAAAUUAGUUCAUGAAACAAUAAAAUAAAAACAAUAAAAGAAAAUAUCGAAUUACGAUAUCUCAAAACUGCAACGUGUGCCUUAUUCCGGCCUUAAGUUCAAAUUAGUUUCAAUAAUGCAUAAUAAUAUAUAAACUGUAAUCAUACAAAUAGGAUAUUAUAAAUAAAGGUGGUAACAUAAAAUCUACGAAGUUAACGGAGUCUAUUUCGUUUUCAAUCAUUCGAAAGGACAGUUGCUUAAUGCAAUGAAUCAUAACACGGAGUAGGAAUGCUUACAAUUGUAUGUUGUUUGGAACAGAUCCAUCACCCUGGGUCCGAAGGAAUUGCUACUGCGAUCGGAAGCAAAGGUCGACGAGUGGCUGCUGUUGCAGUUCACCAGCGACCAGCAGUACAUAGGCAAAGCCUACCAGCUUCAAGAGCCGCACCACCGACCUCAAACGUAAGCGCAACCGGAUGCGAAGCUGAAAGCUUCAGAGCUUCAGCUGAUCCCACAAAACAAGAUUCCAUUACAUAUUUUAAGAAUGGAUUCGGCUGACUUUUGGCAGCAGGCCCGAGCGCCCUUUGCACUUCACACUGCUGCGACGGCAUUGCACCAGCACCAGCACCAACAUACGCAACAGCACCCGCAGCCUUUGUCCAGCCAGCAGGAGCAGCAUGCCAACCCUACAAAUAACAACAACCACCUGCCAUUAAAUAGCAAAUUGGAGCCAAACCAGGUGCAGCAGCAAGAGCAUCCGCAGCAUCAACAGACACAUCAGCAGCUACAGCAGCAACAGCCCCAGCAGAGCAUUGAAACUCAGCUCCUGCAGCAACAUGUCGAACAGUGUUAUAGCCACGAAUCAUUUGAAGGGCAGCAGUCGGUGGCGACGGCACCAACGUCGACGCAGCUCAGCAACCAUCAUUUGUUAUUUAACGCAGCCGCCGCGGCGGCUGCUGCAGCGCACCUCAAAUCAACGGCAUUAAAUAACCAUGCUCAAAAUAAUAUCACUAGCAGCAAUGCUAAUUCGUCAGAUCAGUUGGACAAUCCACUGCCGCUUCCUAUUCCCCCGCUAAGCAACCACAAUCUCAACAGCAGUGGUCAUCUUGCAGUUAAAACCAAGCAAGAGCAUGACCAACAGCAGCCGCAGCCCUCCGAGGAUCCCCGCCCGCAGCCAUCCGACCAGACAUACAGCUCUAACUUUUACGCCGGUCCUUCCGAGCAGCGUUCACAACUUCACCAACAGCAUCAGCAGCAGCCACACCAGCCACGCAGCCCACUUCUCACUAAAACGAUAUCCCAAGGUCAACAAUCGCCGCAACACUCGAUAACUCCGUCUGGCGGUAGUUCAACACCCGAUAUAAAGUACAAUAACGAAAAGUUGGCUAACGAAAUCCAGCUUCAGCUCUCCAGGUCCAGUAGCGCAGCAGCGAUCAGUGAACGUACCCUUGAAGAAUGUUGGUCAACCCUGCAACGAGUGAGUUGGCAUCUCUUCCGUUGUCUUUUCAUGCACAAGAGCGCCAUGCAGCAAAUCCAACAACAGAUUCCUCGUGUCGGACUAGGGGCGCACGGCGUACCCGGGACGGCUAGCAUGGGCAGCGGUACAACGCCUGGCGCAGAAACAAAGCCACACCAGUGCCAGCAGUGCAUGAAGAGCUUCUCCAGCAACCAUCAACUUGUACAGCACAUACGCGUCCACACUGGCGAGAAGCCCUAUAAAUGCUCCUACUGUGAUCGUAGAUUUAAGCAGCUAUCCCACGUACAGCAGCACACGCGGUUGCACACCGGAGAACGACCGUACAAAUGUCACUUGCCGGACUGCGGUCGAGCUUUCAUACAACUCUCCAACCUACAGCAGCACUUACGAAACCACGAUGCCCAGGUGGAGCGAGCCAAGAAUCGGCCCUUUCAUUGUAAUAUUUGCGGCAAGGGUUUUGCAACAGAGUCCAGUCUGCGCACGCACACAUCCAAGGAGCUACAGCUGCAUCUUGGUGUCUUGCAGCAGCAUGCGGCACUUAUUGGUGGGCCCAAUGCAACAUCAUGUCCGGUAUGCCACAAGCUCUUCCUUGGCACCGAGGCGCUUUUGGACCACAUGAAGCAUGUGCACAAAGAAAAGUCGCCGACGCAUAGCGAACCACCUGCUCAAUUUGGUGAUAGUAUCCAAAGUGGCAGCGGCAACGGUGGUGCUGGGCCCGGUUCGCUAGCAGCGCAAUGCACGUCCGAAUUAAGCUGCGCCCAACCAUCGACAACCAGCGGAUCCAGCCUGAAUGACAGCUACCUCGGCAAACGAAGAACUGCGAACCACCCUUGCCCCGUAUGCGGCAAGCACUACGUCAAUGAGGGAUCCUUACGCAAGCACUUGGCUUGUCAUGCCGAAACCUCCCAGCUGACAAGCAGUUUGCGCAUGUGGCCAUGUUCCGUCUGUCAGGCAGUCUUCACGCACGAAAACGGUCUUCUUACCCACAUGGACCACAUGCGCAUGGAUCCAAAACAUCAGUUUGCGGCGCAAUACGUUCUGUCUCGAGCGGCGGCAGAGCAGCGCGAACGCGAAUCCCUAUUAGCAGCGACAUUGGCUGCUUCUUCAACGAGUAGCGGGGUCAGAGAGACUGCAAAUAUGCUACCGUUGGGAGUUACCCCUGGCGGCUCUAGCCCAUUGUGUCCCUCGCCAUCAGCGAACUCGGAGUGUUCGUCGAAUGGACGCCUCUCCUCUUCAUCCGCAUCGGAUCAGGAACAGGAUCAGGGAUUGAGUGAAAAUGAGAAUAGCAGCCACAACAAUAAUAAUAGCAGCGCUAACAACAAUAAUAAUAUCAAUAACAAUAAUAAUAACAACUGCAAUUCAAGCAAAAUCAAUAUGAACGAGUUGAGACUGCCCAGUUCCAGCCAGUACAGUAUGGAUGCCGAGCUGCACGCCAACAGAAUGUCCCUAAUGGCAGCUGCAUCAGCCGCCGCUGCGGCAGUGGCCGCCUCAGCUGGCUCAAGGUCACAUGAUGGCACCAUAGACGCAGCUACUACCGGACCGGGCAGCGCGGUAGUCCAGGCGGCCGUUGUCAACCUGGCUGCCGCAAUGCGCAUGAACAAUCCGGCAAAUCACCAACAACAGCCUGGCGAACACCAGCUGCACCAGCAAAACCAUCAGCAACAGGCGCAGCAUCAGCACCAACAUCCUCACCAUCAACAACAGCUGCCUCAUUUGCCAUUAUUGUCUCCCCUCGGCAGCCAACAGACACAUCCUAGCAAUAAUAACACUCGGCGAUCUCCGACUAUAAACGUUCCAAGCCUACAAAUGCAGGCAGACACAUCGUCCGUCAUGAUGAGCAUGAUGCGCAGCUCUUUGGAUUCUGGUUUGGGGGGCAUGCAUCAAAUGGAAGCGCUUCAUCAUCAACACCACCAAGCGUCCAAUUACUCACAGCACGCAGUGACACCUAGUUCGCAGCAGGCGUCGUCACAUCCUCAACAUACCCAUCCUGAAGCGGCACUGCGAAUGCAUCAACAAGCCGAGGCUAUAUUACGCUCCCAUACUGAGGCCGCUUUUCGUCUGGCUGCCUCAGUGGCCGCCACGAAUGGUAGUAACGCUAACUCAACGUCUACCAGCACUGGCACAAUAAAAAGCGAAUCCUCGGUACAUCAACAGCGGCAGAUCAAUGGCAGUGAACUGCACUCAUCGCCGCAUCGUUUCCAAUCAAACGCGAACCAACCGCACCCCCACCCGCAACCGCAAUCACUACAGGAGCAACAACCAAAUCCACACAACUCAUGAACUUUAAGCGAAUUUACACAGUACCAGAAGACACAUCGCUAUCCUCAACGGGAAGACCAGCAUUGAUUUUAGUGUGACGUAUUUCUUCCUGUGUCAGCAGCACCCAGUACCACGAACUCAACCUGGCUCUGUGUCGUUGUUGUCAUUUCGUACAGAGUCCACUAAUGACUCUCUGGGAGAUGAAUACAUCAAGAAGAGACUAAAAAUAGAAAAAUAUAAAUUUACUCAUCUAUUGGCAAAUAUGUACUUAUGUGCUUUAUCUGCAAGCCAGUAAAAAUGCACAUGUUUUGUAUAUACAUAGAACAUACAUGUACAAUAUAUUAUUGUAUGCAUUGUAUGCAAUACCAUAUAUUUUGAGUGAAAUCUAGACUAAAGUUCACAAAAUACUCAAGAGCUAAAUGUCGGUGUGAAAGACACACAUUCAGAUUUAGAAGACCGAACAAUUAUAUUUUAAUGAGUUCUAAUUCUGGAAGCUUAUACUGGGUACUGGACUAGAUUUCCCAAACCGGACUCAUACAGUACUUUCCAUAGGGAAAGUGUAUUUUAAAAUAACUUCUGGGUUUAUUGUUACUUAUCGAUUACUUUAAACAAGAUUGAUCUGCGCAAAAUAUAACUUUAGAAUGUAUAUAUAUAUACACUCUCUAUAUAUAUACUCUCUACCGAUAUAUAUAGAAGUUUAUAUAGCGUAUAGUUUAGGUAAGGAGGGUAUAUGUAUUUAGAAAGUUUUUUUUUAGUUAAAAAAAAGAAAGUUCAAUAAGAUUUCCAAAAGCUUUUACAAUUUUCAAUAAUUUCAGAAAUUCAAUGCAUUUAUUUAGUCAUCAAACUGUUUGUCCUGACUGACUGACUGAUUGUUGACCAACGCAGAGCCGAAACCGUAAGAGCUAGGAAGCUGAAAUUUUCACUGUAGUUACCUUAUGUGAUGAAGGCGCACGUUAAGACGGG
This is a messenger RNA of Drosophila virilis, 6513 nucleotides long. RefSeq names its product zinc finger protein datilografo (gene dati). Gene Ontology annotation, biological process: regulation of transcription by RNA polymerase II. Gene Ontology annotation, molecular function: RNA polymerase II cis-regulatory region sequence-specific DNA binding; DNA-binding transcription repressor activity, RNA polymerase II-specific. Lineage: Eukaryota; Metazoa; Arthropoda; Insecta; Diptera; Drosophilidae. Gene Ontology annotation, cellular component: nucleus; nucleoplasm. The record is from RefSeq and is a predicted model, not a curated record.